Molecule: messenger RNA, 1221 nt
Organism: Hypanus sabinus (Atlantic stingray)
Lineage: Eukaryota; Metazoa; Chordata; Chondrichthyes; Myliobatiformes; Dasyatidae
Product: interferon-inducible GTPase 5-like
Exons: 2
Coding region: 1-1221 (406 amino acids)
Cellular component (GO): membrane
Molecular function (GO): GTP binding
Source: RefSeq, a predicted model, not a curated record
AUGGAAGGAGCAUGCUCCAGUCAACAGGUGGCUCAGUUUGAGAAUGACACAUUCUUCACACAGGAAGAGCUCAACAAAUUGAAGUCUGACUUUAAAACAGGUGGGGUAGAAAAAGUUAAAUAUCUGAUAGAGCAGAAGCUAGCUGAACUGGAUAAUACAGAGCUUAACAUUGCAGUGACAGGAGAAACAGGUACAGGAAAAUCCACCUUCAUCAAUGUCAUGAGAGGACUUCGAAACACCGAUCCCAGAGCUGCUAAAGUUGGGAUCAGGGAAUCUACAAUGGAGCCAACCAGGUACCCACAUCCCAAUCUGCCCAACGUCUGCUACUGGGACCUGCCAGGGAUUGGAUCCACAAAAUUUCCAUCUGCUACAUAUCUCAGAGAAAUGAAAUUUGAAAGAUACAAUUUCUUCAUCAUAAUAUCAGCUUGUCGUUUCAAAGAAAAUGAUGCAAAACUUGCGAAAGAGAUUAAACAGCUGAGGAAAAUUUUCUAUUUUGUCCGCACUAAGAUUGAUCAAGAUUUUUAUUCAAUGAGAAUGGCGGGGAAGGAAUAUAAUGAGGAAAAUGAACUGAAAUAUAUUCGGAGUGACUGCAUAAAGAAGUUGGGAGAAGCGGGGAUUCAGACCCCAACUGUGUUCUUGAUAUCCAGUUUUGAACAGGAUCGAUAUGAUUUCAAUCGGUUAAAUAAAACACUUGAAGAUGAUCUGCCGAAUAUAAAGAAAAGUGUCUUUGUCCUGGCCUAUCCAAACCGAAGUGUGGACAUUAUUCAGCAGAAAAGCAAGAUACUGCAGAAACGUAUCUGGAUGUUGGCAACACUUUCGGGAGCUGUGGGAGCAGUCCCCGUUCCUGGUCUCUCCUUUGCUUGUGAUAUCAGCAUACUGAUUGGGGCAAUAAUUCAUUUCCGUAAAUGUCUGUGUCUGGAUGAAGCUUCUCUUCAAGGACUGGCAAGCAUCACAAACAAAUCUGUGGAAGAGCUUAAGGCUGUAGUUAAAGCUCCCCUGCUGGGGAAAAUAGAUAAAGAUAUAAUUAGAAGGUUACGUUGGGGUACUACAGCUGUUGCCAUUUCAGCUGUGGAAGUUGGCCUUGACUUCAUCCCUGUCAUUGGUUCCAUUUUUGGAGCAGGAUCAUCAUUUGUCAUGACCUACACAAUACUGACCGAUGCACUGAAGGACCUUACAGAGAGUGCAGAGAGGGUGGUGAAGGUUGCAUAUGACAUUGAUUAA